CGCUUGACUCGACCACAUCAACAUCAAUCAAUCAAAGUGUGACACUACGUCAACCGGAGCGCUGCCUAUUCGAUAUUUUUAAUGCGUAAUUCGUUGUAAGGUCGAUUUUGACGGCUGCUCCGUGUCAGAGACGCCGUGCCGGUUCGGAUCUGGGUCCGUUUUCUCAGGUUUAAUCGGUGUGCUUAUUGUUUUUGUGGAGAAAGGGACGGUUGCAGCGGCGGACAGGAGGGGGCGUGGCCUCCGGUUUUAGAAAUUCUACCCAUUGUUCCACUCCAACGCGCGAAGAGAACACCUCUGAGGAGGGCUCGGCCAAUCAGCGGCCGCGGUCCUCCUCCAGGCCCCGCCCACCAGCCUAUAUUAAAGGCUCGGCCGUCAGCAGCAUUGGCCACUGGCACAAUAUAAUACUGAUUGAUCCACUAACCGAGGAGAGGGAUUUACUUUAUUCAACCUUUCAUUUCAGCCGUCCUUUAUUUUAUUGAACUAAAACAAUGGCAGACACACAAGUUGACUCCGGCUCGGAUAUCUCUGCCAAGGACCUGAAAGAAAAGAAGCUGGUGGAGGAGAAGGAGAACGGCAAAGACGCCGCCACCAAUGGAAAGGAGAAUGAGGAGAACGGUGAGCCCGAGGUAGAUGAUGAAGAUGACGAGGAGGUGGAUGAGGAGGACGAGGAAGAUGAUGGAGAAGGUGACGAGGAAGACGAGGAGGACGACGACGAUGAGAUCGAGGGAGGCACGAAACGGGCAGCUGAGGACGACGACGAUGACGACGAGGACGACGUCGAAACCAAGAAGCAGAAAACUGAUGACGAUGAUUGAUGCGUUUCUCGCCGCGCCAUCCUGCUGAACCUCCUGCUCCGCCACCUCCGACUGUUUUUAUGUGCCGCAGGUGGAGGGGCGGGAGGACCGUUUUAAAAGGAAAAAAUAAUAAUAAAAAAAAAAUCCAACAUGGUCAUUAGCAAGUAGAGUUCAACAAACAUCCACCUCGUACACACACACACACACACACACACACACACACUCUCGAUCUCCCCUCAAAACUGCUAAACAAAUUUUGUAGAGGAACACGCCACCACAGCGACGCAGGAAUCCGGCUUCUCUCCAACAACAACAACAUGAAAGGAGAAUUUGUUUGUAUUUUUAUUUACAUUUUAUAUUUUUGUACAUAUUGUUAGGAGGGGGGGUCAGUUUCUCUCUCAGCAGCGAUCUCGUCAGACCAAAUCGGUGCUUCUUUAACGAAAGAUUUUACUUGGUUGACCAUGUUACGAUAUCUCAACAGAUACUAGGAGUAAAAACCGUGUAAAAACAGUAAAAAAAAACAGAAGAAAAAUGAAAGACAACCUCUUAAAGCCGUUGAACUCAGAGCAUUCCAGUAAAUUUAAUGUAUGUACUUUAGCUGUACCAUAACUAGUUUGUUUGUAUGGGAGGGUAAGGCCAAAGAAAAGAGCCUCUUUUCUUUUUCCUUUUUAUUUUGUUUUUGUCAGCGACUUUUUGUUUUAUGACGGCCUGUUUUGAUGUAUGUGCGAAGUUUGUUGUUUGACAAUAAACCGGACUUUUAUUUUGUGA
This is a messenger RNA of Centropristis striata (black sea bass), 1562 nucleotides long. RefSeq names its product prothymosin alpha b (gene ptmab). Gene Ontology annotation, cellular component: nucleus. The transcript has 5 exons. NCBI's taxonomy places the organism in Eukaryota, Metazoa, Chordata, Actinopteri, Perciformes, Serranidae. Gene Ontology annotation, biological process: negative regulation of apoptotic process; positive regulation of transcription by RNA polymerase II. Gene Ontology annotation, molecular function: histone binding. The coding region runs from base 489 to 815 and encodes 108 amino acids. The record is from RefSeq and is a predicted model, not a curated record.